This is a messenger RNA of Felis catus (domestic cat), 235 nucleotides long. RefSeq names its product 60S ribosomal protein L39-like. Gene Ontology annotation, biological process: translation. Lineage: Eukaryota; Metazoa; Chordata; Mammalia; Carnivora; Felidae. The record is from RefSeq and is a predicted model, not a curated record. Gene Ontology annotation, molecular function: structural constituent of ribosome. Gene Ontology annotation, cellular component: cytosolic large ribosomal subunit; ribosome. The transcript has a single exon. Bases 80 to 235 code for a protein of 51 amino acids.
UAUAUUUAAUUUAAAAACAUACCUCCAGAUCUCUCUUUUUCUCUGCCAUUAUGGUGUGUGCGAUUGACUGUUCCUCAUCAUGUUUUCUCAUGAGACUUUUAGAAUCAAGGGAUUCCUGGCCAAGAGACAAAAGCAGAAUCGUCACAUUUCCCAGUGGAUUCAGAUGAAAACUGGUAAUAAAAUCAGGUACAACUCCAAGAGGAGGCAUUGGAAAAUAACCAAGCAGGGUCUGUAA